Aureobasidium melanogenum CBS 110374 is the source of this 4362-nucleotide messenger RNA. Its product is annotated as putative ABC transporter. Gene Ontology annotation, biological process: transmembrane transport. The record is from RefSeq and is a predicted model, not a curated record. Gene Ontology annotation, cellular component: membrane. The transcript has 7 exons. Lineage: Eukaryota; Fungi; Ascomycota; Dothideomycetes; Dothideales; Saccotheciaceae. The coding region runs from base 1 to 4362 and encodes 1453 amino acids. Gene Ontology annotation, molecular function: ATP binding; ATP hydrolysis activity; ABC-type transporter activity.
AUGUCGAACGCGACGUGGUUGUCUGAUGCAACAUCAAACUGUAAUCUACACGCGUUUGGUCCAGCUAGCUGCGAUGGCAGCUUCGACUUUACGCUGUUCUUCGAGCAAACCAUACUGUCGAUCGUUCCUUCCGCCAUCUUUCUGUGUUGUCUUCCUUUCAGCUUCAUCAAGCUGUAUCGGGCCGCACCCAGGAUUAAUGCACCUACCAUAAGAAAUUCUAAGCUGACCAUUGCAACCCUUCUUGCAGUCACACAAAUCUCUCUUCUGGUGUCAUGGGUCAUCCGUCCGGCUUCAGAGACCCCAGCGACGCUUCCAGCUCUGUGUCUUGGACUGAUCGUCUCGCUGGCCAUCGUCUUCCUUUCCACGGUAUCGCACACACGAUCCAUCCGGUCAUCUUCUCUGCUUGGCGUGUAUCUACUGUUCUCAUCUGUCUUCGAUGCAGCUCAGGUGCGAACCUUGUUCUUGAGUCAUUCUCGUAGAAUAGUACCGAGCUUCAUGUGCCUGUCCAUCGCUCUCAAAUUGUCAUUAUUGGCGUGUGAAUCCUGGAACAAAAGAUCAUGGUUACCUCCAGCAGAUCGAACACUACCACCAGAGUCAACGAGUUCUGUUCUAAGCAGAAGCUUGCUUUGGUGGCUUAAUCCUCUCUUUGUGAGCGGUCUGCGGACUCUCUUGAGCCAGGACCAGUUAUAUGCCAUUGAUCCAGACUUGCGGUCUCGGAAAACCGGCCAAAGUCUGGAGGCAGCACUCGACAAAGAAUUGAAGAAAGCUCAAGGUCGCACCGAGUCGUCCACAGCUCCUUCACCCGUAUGGGCUUUACCCAAGGCUUGCUUUCGCGCAGUGUGGACAGAUAUCACGGCUAUGAUACCUAUGAGACUUGCAUUGGUUGGCUUCACGUUCGCACAACCAUUCCUCUUCACCCGCGCCAUUGAUUACCUCAACCAGGAAAACCAUGAUCCGGACAAGAAUAUUGGGUACAGUCUUAUCGGGGCGACCUUCAUCAUAUACACCGGAAUAGCUAUAUCAAAUGCUCUCUAUCAACAGCAGAUCUCUCGUAUCAUGACUAAAUUGAGAGGCGCCCUAGUUUCGAUUAUUCAUGACCACAUCCUUGUUGUAUAUGACGGCGCUACCAAGGACGGUGCUGCAUUGACAUUGAUAUCGAGCGAUAUUGACACGAUGAUUAGAGUUCUUGGUGAGCUUAAUGAGUCCUGGGCUAGAUUGAUCGAAGUCGCGGUGGGCAUCGGCCUUCUGGCUCGACAAGUUGGCGCAGUGAGCAUUGUGCCUAUAGUUCUCACAGUCAUAUCCACCCAAGCACAAGGCUGGGUGUCUAGAAGGAUUGGAUCGAGGAGAAAAGAUUGGAGUGCUGCCACACAGAAACGUGUCAACACGACAUCUGCGGUACUUGGAUCUCUUCAAUCGGUCAAGAUGUCAGGUCUCAAGGAAUCUGCUUCGAGCUUGCUUCAUUCUUUGAGAGUCAACGAGCUUCAGAUGUUCGCUUGCUUUGCUCGCUUCAUCAUCGGGUUGAAUGCAAUCGCCGUGAUACCUUCAAUCUGGGCUCCCGUGACUACCUUCAUAGUCUAUGCCAUCAAAGCUUACGUCGACGGCUCGGACGGUCUGGAUAUCGCUCAAGCCUUUACUUCGUUGGCUCUGUUGGAUCUGGUCACGACGCCUAGCGCGAAGCUGCUGACCAUUAUGCCUUUAUGGGCACAGGCUUUGGGUUGCUUUGAACGGUUACAGCAUUACUUGGAACUCCCAGUUCGAAAAGAUUAUCGAUCUCACAGCGGCGGACUCCUGUCAAGCACAACUGACAACGCAAGUUGCGACCUCGCCAUCGAGCUGUCAACCCUUACUCCACAAGGUGCUCGUGCGGGAUCUGCUGUUGUCUGCUCACACAUGGAGGUGUCUUUGUCGACCGAAGGUCCCGCAAUCUUGAAGGGAGUCUCGCUUGACGUUAAUACAGGAUCCCUUGUUGUUAUUACUGGGCAAACUGGAACGGGAAAGACUACCCUGUUGAAAACGAUCCUUGGCGAAACUCAUACAUUGAGCGGCAGUAUGCUGGUUUCUUCGAAGAGCAUUGCGUACUGCAGCCAGAAGCCUUGGAUGGCCAAUAAGACCAUCAAAGAACUCAUCGCUGGUUCGGAUCGUGAUUCAACAGAAAUUGACGAGACCUGGUAUAGCACAGUGUUGUAUGCCUGCGAUCUUACCAAAGAUGUCGCAAGUAUGCCAGAUGGAGACGAUACUCGACUCGGCAGCAAAGGUGUCUCGCUUUCUGGGGGACAGAAAGCCAGACUCGCACUUGCUCGGGCUGUAUAUGCGCGUAGGGACAUCAUGCUUCUCGAUGAUGUCCUGAGUGCGCUCGAUGUCAAUACUGAGGAAGUCAUUAUCCACCGCCUACUUGGUCCCAAAGGAUUACUUCGCAAGUUUGGCACCACAGUCCUUCUGGUCACUCAUUCACAAAGAGCCAUGGCGAUCUCUGAUCAGAUCGUGACCCUCUCCAUGGAUGGCUGCGUUGUACACACAGGCUCGAGUUCAUCGCAUGAUCCCAAGCUUGGUAUGAUGACCGACACACCUCUCGACAAGUCUGCCGACGUGACAGUCACUGAGGUGAACAAAGCUCGAGCGCCAAAAGGUCCAUCCAAGGAGGACAAAGACGACUUGGCGAGGAGAACCGGAGAUUGGUCAAUAUACAAGUACUACUUCAGUAACUUCCAUAAGAGAUAUCUGGCCAUGUUCGCCGCUUUUUCUAUUGGCGCUGCGUUCAGUUCUAGAUUCUCUCAAAUCUGGCUUAAUUGGUGGACAGCAGAUGAUGACUCUAACUUGGGUCUGUAUCUGACGGUCUAUGCCGUACUCGCCCUGGCACAGACCUGCUUCAGCAACCUCAACAUGUGGGUUGUCUUCUUGAAGAUGAUUCCGGACUCUGCAAUCAACAUGCAUCGUACUCUUCUAUACACUGUAGUGGGAGCAGCUUCAUCGGUCUACUACCAAAGCGAUAGCGGUGCCAUCCUGAACAGGUUUGCCCAAGACAUGGCUCUGGUUGUUGGAGCCUUACCUACCUCGCUCAUUGCGACUGGAAAUACUCUAUGCGAGACCAUUGCUUCUCUGGCAGUGAUUUCCACAGGAGCCAGCUACAUGGGAAUCACAAUACCCUUCGUCAUGAUUACGAUAUAUGCGACACAGAAGAUCUAUCUCAGUACAUCACGCCAACUGCGUCUAAUUGAGAUUGAGGCUCGAAGUCCCAUCUACUCUCAUUUUCUCGAAACGCUUGAAGGGGUUGUCACAAUCCGCGCUUUUGGAUGGGAGGAAGAAGCGAAGAAUGAACACUCGAAGUUACUGGACACUGCUCAGUCGCCAUACUACUUGCUUUCUUGUAUUCAGCGAUGGCUGAAGCUGGUCCUUGAUCUGAUCGUUGCUGCUUUGGCCGUUUUGGUUGUUGCUCUAGCAGUUUCCCAAAGAGGUACAACUUCAGCAGGCUUGCUGGGAGUAGCCUUGACGAACGUUCUUGGAUUCAGCCAGUCGCUUACUCGUCUCGUUACCGAAUGGACAACUUUGGAAACAUCUUUAGGCGCUGUCUCACGGGUGCGAUCUUUUGCCACGACCACAGAGCAGGAGGCUUCAUCAGAAACCAGUACAAUGUCACAAGAACUGGUGACCCAGGGAGCAGUAGUGUUCUCUGGAGUCCAUGCCAAGUACACUGACGCACCUGGUCCUUACGACCUGAACGAUAUCACCUUCUCGAUCCCACCAGGCACAAGAGUUGCAAUCUGUGGUCGCACAGGAAGUGGAAAAUCGAGUCUGAUGCUUGCUCUGCUGCGUCUUCUUCCACUACGACAUGGCAGUAUUUCUAUCGAUGGACAUGAUAUCCAGCAUGUCCAUCCUGACAUUGUCCGUAACAGCAUCAUCGCCAUCCCACAACAGCCUUUCCUUCUUCCUGGAACUUUGCGAUCGAUCCUCGACCCCAAGGCCGAGUUAAGCGACACAGACUUGAUUUCUGCAUUGAGCAAGGUUCACUUACUUGACCUCGUCAAUGAACGCGGUGGAUUGGAUGCAGAUAUCGAUCAGCAGAGUCUCAGUCAAGGCCAAGCGCAACUGCUCUGCUUGGCACGAGCUCUGUUGCGCAAAAGCAAAUUGGUCAUCCUUGACGAAGCAACAAGCAGUCUGGAUGCAGAUACCGAUACUGUGAUUCGAGACGUAUUGCGCUCAGAGUUCGUUGAUUGCAGUGUCAUUUCUAUCGCACAUAGAAUGACGACUAUCCUAGAUGCAGACAUGGUGAUCAUGAUGGAUGCGGGGCGGGUCUCUGUUGUUGGUAAGCCAGAUGACUUGCGCAUCUCCAACAAUGGUUUCAGACAGCUGUGUGGUAUUUCUUGA